Messenger RNA from Zophobas morio, 1369 nucleotides. Its product is annotated as zinc finger Y-chromosomal protein-like. The transcript has 2 exons. The coding region runs from base 123 to 965 and encodes 280 amino acids. Lineage: Eukaryota; Metazoa; Arthropoda; Insecta; Coleoptera; Tenebrionidae. The record is from RefSeq and is a predicted model, not a curated record. Gene Ontology annotation, molecular function: RNA polymerase II transcription regulatory region sequence-specific DNA binding; DNA-binding transcription factor activity, RNA polymerase II-specific. Gene Ontology annotation, biological process: regulation of transcription by RNA polymerase II.
UUACUGAACGUACCCAACACAUGAUCCAUGACCUACUUAUUAAUACUUGUUGCUUUAGCAGUACCCACCACUUCAAGAACUAAAGUGACAAGUACCACCAAAAACCCAACUUUUUCUCCACAAUGAACCCAACCCCUCCUCCCCAAACCACUCAACCUCUCUUAACCUUCCACACCUGCGAAACCAGAUCCCUCCCUCUAAUGGAAAGCACCACCCCCAAACCCACCUGCGCCGCCCCCCUAGAACCCUACAAGUGCCCCUGCGCCUUCCAAACCACCCUCCUCGUCAACCUCCUCACUCACUCCUCGCCCCCUCAUCGAAUCUUCUACUGCAAAAACUGCAACUCCUUCAGCUACUCCUCCAUCAUCUUCCUCCACCACAAAACCCACUGCAAUAAAAAGAAAACCACCAAACUCUGGUUCGAGUGUGAGCACUGCUUCUACAAAACCACCGUCAAACAAACCCUCCAGCGUCACGUCGUCGCCAAACACACCCCCGCCAGGCAAAUCCAGUGGUUGCAAUGUGAACUGUGCGUCUACCGCGCCAAACGCAAGGACCACCUGCGCACGCAUGUGCGCUGCAUGCACCCCCAAGACGGCGACAAGUGGCUUCAAUGUGAGCAGUGUCCGUACAGGACCACGCAGAAGGACCGCAUCCAGAAGCACGUGCUGUGCAAGCACAGUUCGGAGUACGGGUUUCACUGUGACCAGUGCGAGUACAAGUCCAAGUUGAAGUAUCACCUGAAGACGCACGUGCUCAACCAGCACCCGCCCCCGGGGGCGGUGCAGUGGUUUCAGUGUGCGAAUUGCGCGUUCAAGUGCAAGGUCAAGCAAGCGUUGAGGAGGCACAUGGUGCUGAGGCAUAAGAGGCCGAGGCGGUUGGGGUGUGGGGAGUGCGGGUAUAGGGCGAAGCGGGAGGGGAAUUUGGUGAGGCACAUGGGGAGCCAUAAAAUUAGACAAAAAUAAAAAACGUAGAAUAAUAUGAAUGACGAAAAUUGAACUUUUCUUGAAAGAUUUAUUUAUGCUUUGUUACGUAGAACAGACUGAUAUUUUCGUUUCGAUUAUAUUUAUAUGAUUUUUAUUUAUAAUACAAUAAAAGAGCGGACAAUAAACAAUUUAGAGAGAAACAAUGUCUUUAAUAAACAUUGGAAGUAAUAAAAGGACCUAAGACAGAACCUUGCAGUACACCACUUGUACAAGAGAACAAGUCAUACAUUAAUUUCCGCAUCCGUACUGACUAAUCACAAAGCACAUCCACGUCGAAUUUAUUCAGUCUCAAUUUAUCUAUUUCUGUAAUUUUUCAUUUCUGUAAUUUAUCGAUUUUUCAUUUUUUCGAUCAAUCAAUUUUUAAUUUCUCCAUUUUUAAUUUU